UAUCAGUUGUUCUAGAAAUGAAAACGAGAGAGGAGAUAAAUGGAAGAGGAGAAGAGUAUGGAAAGUAGACAUGAGAAAUGUAGGCAUGGAGUUGUCAACAGCGUAGCGUGGGUCCAUUUGUCGCUGAAGCUUGCGAAGACCACGUCUGCUGCCGCUGGGGACGCCACCAUGAUUGACCAACGCAAGAUUGAUGUUGCUAGACUUUAAUCUUGAAGGAGAAACUUGGUCCAAACCCAUCAAAAGCCCACGGAUGGCAUCAUCUAUCUAGAACUUGGUUGACGUUGCCAGACUUGAAUCUUGAAGGAGAAACUUGUUCCAAACCCAUCAAAAUCCCACGGAUAUCAUCAUCUAUCCAGAACCCAGUCCACAGCACGCUUUUCCUCUGGAUUCACUGAACACAAAGCUUGGUCCGAACCCGAGAACCAUGUCUGACCCAGCUGAGAUGGAACGAUAUCUAAGCCGCCAAAGAAAAUAUCAGUGAAGCUGGAGAUGAUCCGACCGUGGAACGAGGCUGAGAGAUCCGCUCGCGUUCACUGGUUCAUCAGUUGAGCCUGUUCUUCGUUUCCUCUCGCUUGCUUUGCUUCGUCUCUUCUCCCCCGCCCACAGUUCUCCAUCGAUUAAAGAAAGACAAAGCCAGCGAUGCUCGUCUCCGCCGCCACCGGCGUCAGUAGUUCUCCACCGCCGCUGGUCCUGCCGUCCCCCGCAUCUCGCUUCUCCGCCGGCGGCCGCUGCUUGAGCCGGAGGAGGCGCACACUGGACCGUCCCUUCUGCUGCAGGAAGAAGGAGAGGAAGCAGGAGAAAUUGAGGGUUGCUGUUUUGGUUUCAAAAGCCGCGCUACAAUUUGUUCAUGGUGUGACCUUACCAAGUGAAUAUAGUGUACCAGAGGAAGUAAAGGCAGCAGGCUUUCGAAUUUGUGCCGAUGAACUGGGUUCAAUUGUCGAGGGCCAUGAUGUGAAAAAGUUGAAAAUUCAUGGUGGUGUUGAUGGAAUAGCAGACAAACUUUCCACAUCAAUAGAUAAUGGACUGAUUGCUUCAGAGGACAAGAUGAUGUGCAGACAAGAGAUUUAUGGAAUAAAUAAGUUUACUGAAUGUCCAGUUCAGAGUUUUUGGGUAUUUAUAUGGGAAGCACUUCAAGACACAACACUUAUAAUUCUUGCGGUGUGUGCCUUUGUAUCUCUAAUUGUUGGCGUGUCUGCAGAAGGAUGGCCAAAAGGCUCACAUGAUGGGCUUGGGAUUGCUGCAAGCAUACUUUUGGUUGUCUUUGUCACAGCAACGAGUGAUUACCGUCAAUCUUUACAGUUCAAAGAUUUGGAUAAGGAAAAGAAAAAGAUAAGUGUACAAGUUACAAGAGAUGGGUUCAGACAAAAGAUCUCAAUAUAUGAUAUACUUCCAGGUGAUAUUGUGCACUUGGCAAUUGGAGAUCAAGUCCCUGCUGAUGGGUUAUUUAUAUCUGGAUUUUCAUUGUUAAUUGAUGAAUCCAGUCUAACGGGAGAGAGUGAACCUGUGGUUGUUAAUUCUGACAAUCCUUUUCUUUUAUCAGGAACUAAGGUUCGAGAUGGUUCUUGUAAAAUGUUGGUAACCACAGUUGGCAUGAGAACCCAAUGGGGUAAGCUGAUGGCAACACUUGGUGAAGGAGGAGAUGAUGAAACUCCAUUGCAGGUCAAACUGAAUGGAGUUGCAACUAUCAUAGGGAAAAUUGGUUUAUUCUUUGCAGUUGUAACAUUUGCAGUUCUAGCUGAGGGGCUAAUUAGACAUAAGAUUCAAGAUGGUCUGUACCUUAGCUGGUCCAUAGAUGAUGCACUUGAAUUGUUGGAUUAUUUUGCCAUUGCAGUUACUAUUGUAGUCGUUGCUGUUCCUGAAGGGUUGCCCUUAGCUGUGACCUUGAGUCUUGCAUUUGCCAUGAAAAAGAUGAUGAAUGACAAAGCAUUAGUUCGCCAUCUUGCUGCUUGUGAAACUAUGGGUUCAGCCACAUCAAUUUGCAGUGACAAAACUGGGACGCUGACAACCAAUCACAUGACUGUAGUGAAAACUUGUAUAUGUGGCAAUAUUAAUGAGGUAAGUGAUCGUGAGGAAGUUAGAAACUUCACCCAAAUUCCAGAUAAUGCUAUCAAGAUACUCCUGGAAGCAAUCUUUAAUAACACUAGUGGAGAGGUUGCUCUCAAUCAAGAAAGAAAAUUUGAGAUCCUUGGAACACCAACUGAGACUGCUUUGUUAGAAUUUGGUUUGUCACUUGGUGGAGAUUUUCAGGCUGUGCGUCAAGAAACCAAUCUUGUCAAAGUCGAACCUUUCAAUUCUGUAAAGAAAAGAAUGGGUGUAGUGCUCCAACUUCCAGGAGGAGGAUACCGUGCCCAUUGUAAAGGUGCUUCAGAAAUUAUAUUGGCUGCUUGCAGCAACGUUCUAGAUCCUGCAGGUACUGCUGUUCCACUUGAUGAAGUUACUGUUGGUCAUCUCAAGAGUACGAUUGAUACCUUUGCUAAUGAAGCUCUUCGCACUCUUUGCCUUGCCUAUAUGGAGAUUGAUAAGAGCUUCUCAGCUGAUGAGCAAAUUCCUGUUGAUGGUUACACCUGUAUUGGAAUUGUCGGCAUUAAAGAUCCAGUUCGACCCGGUGUAAAAGAGUCUGUUGCAGUCUGUAGAUCUGCUGGGAUUACUGUGAGAAUGGUCACUGGUGAUAAUAUAAAUACUGCAAAAGCCAUUGCUCGGGAAUGUGGUAUUCUUACUGAUGAUGGAGUGGCUAUUGAAGGCCCGGACUUCAGAAAAAAGAGUCUAGAAGAAAUGAAUCGAUUGAUUCCGAAGCUUCAGGUAAUGGCUAGAUCUUCACCAUUAGAUAAGUAUACAUUGGUAAAGCAUCUACAAACCAUGUUUAAAGAAGUUGUUGCUGUUACUGGUGAUGGCACAAAUGAUGCUCCAGCACUUCAUGAGGCAGAUAUUGGACUUGCAAUGGGCAUUGCGGGAACUGAGGUGGCAAAAGAAAGUGCUGAUGUUAUUAUACUGGAUGACAAUUUUUCAACCAUCGCAAUUGUGGCAAAGUGGGGUCGUUCUGUAUAUAUAAACAUUCAGAAAUUUGUACAAUUUCAGCUGACUGUAAAUGUUGUUGCUCUAGUUGUAAAUUUUUCAUCAGCAUGCUUAACAGGACAUGCUCCACUCACUGCUGUUCAGCUGCUUUGGGUAAACAUGAUUAUGGACACACUUGGAGCACUUGCAUUAGCCACUGAGCCUCCUAAUGAUGAACUGAUGAAACAAGCUCCAGUUGGAAGGGAAGACAAUUUUAUAAGCAAUGCAAUGUGGAGGAAUAUCUUUGGACAAGCCUUCUAUCAGUUCAUUGUGAUAUGGUAUCUCCAGACAGAAGGGAAAGAGCUAUUUCAACUUGUGGGCCCUGAUUCUGAUCUUACACUCAAUACACUCAUCUUUAAUUCUUUUGUAUUUUGUCAGGUCUUCAAUGAAAUUAGCUCCAGAGAGAUCGAGAAUAUAGAUGUAUUGCAUGGCAUAUUGGAAAACUACAUAUUUGUAUCUGUCAUUACUUGCACCGUCAUAUUUCAAUUCAUAAUCGUCCAAUUCCUUGGAGAUUUUGCAGACACAACUCCUCUGACAUUGUCAGAGUGGGUUGUGAGCGCAUUGAUUGGAUUUCUUGGCAUGCCCAUUGCUGCCGCCAUUAAGAUGAAUCCUGUGGAUUCCAAGUAGAAAAUCCAAGUGCAAAAGUGAUGCAGAAGGCAUUAAAUUUGUGCUUUUCAGUGCUUUCCCUACCAGUCACGGUAAUAUUCUUUUGCAAAAUGGGAUUGCAUCUCUGGUAAUAGUCAGUUGGAUUCCUGGCCAUUUUUAAAUGACUCUUCCAGAUCAUCUAUACUCGAAGUGUUCAUGGAGAGCUAACCAACUUGAUACUGCAGACUGCUAACCAUCUUUGUACUAGAUCUGUCUUAAUUUAAUGCAAUUCUACAUUAGUUCCAAAAUACAGUUUCUUCUUAAUCCCAAUUGAUGUAUAUGUUACAAGCAAAAUACUCAUACUGAUACAUUAACUUAGUAAUAAUUUUUUCUUGACAGCUU
Molecule: messenger RNA, 4038 nt
Organism: Musa acuminata subsp. malaccensis (wild Malaysian banana)
Lineage: Eukaryota; Viridiplantae; Streptophyta; Magnoliopsida; Zingiberales; Musaceae
Product: calcium-transporting ATPase 10, plasma membrane-type-like
Biological process (GO): calcium ion transmembrane transport
Cellular component (GO): intracellular membrane-bounded organelle; plasma membrane
Molecular function (GO): ATP hydrolysis activity; calmodulin binding; P-type calcium transporter activity
Source: RefSeq, a predicted model, not a curated record